AUGGCGCUAUAUCUAUUUAUCUGGUAUAAUAUUUUUCGGUACUGCCUUUCUGUUUACAAUACUAAGCCACAACUACAACAAGCAUUAAGACAAAUUGUUAAUGUAGCCAUUGGCAAUAAAGCUCUACUAGUUUGUACAGUAUCAGGCUAUCCUCAGCCUAAUGUUACAUGGAGUAAAAAGAAUCCUAGUACCGAUAUAUUGACUACUAUCAGCAAUAAUAACACAAGUAAAUACCAAGUAGAUAGACUUCAAGGCUAUUUAACUAUUAAUGGUAUUCAGCAAGAAGAUCAAGGAAUCUAUGUCUGCAUAGCCGCUAAUAUAUAUGGUACCGCUAAUGGAACUUAUCAAGUUAUAGUACGACAUAAAGCCGAAAUUAUUAGCCCGCCAAAACAAACAAUUGUCGUUGUUAAUAAUUUCGCAACUUUAGCAUGUACAGCAAAGGGCGAUAAAACAGUUGUAAUUAAAUGGUGGAAGAAUAACACAGAAAUUAAUCAGUACCAGCAUUCGCGAAUAGUUAUUCGCAAUCGUGUUAUCAAUCAAGGUAAUGAUGGUAAAUUGUUCCAUAUCAAGAGCGAACUUGAAAUAAUGCCAGCAGUCGUUGAAGAUAACGGCAGUUAUACCUGCCAGGCUACUAAUGGGUAUGGUGUAGAUAACAGACAGGCUGGCCUCAUAGUUCAAACUAAGCCGUCGCCUCCAAGUAAUUUACAAUCCUUCAACGUAACCUCUACUAGUAUCAUAUUAAGAUGGUCUAAACCAUUAUAUUAUGGCCAUAGCGAUUUAACAGAAUACAAAAUUAUCAUGCGAAGUCAACUUGAAUCUGUAGAUUACUUUUCAUCGGCUUCUCCCGAUAAGUGGAAUACCACUAUCAAAUCAUUGUAUCCUGGCGUUCAGUAUAUCGUAACGAUGCAGGCUGUAAAUAGCAUUGGUACGAGUAAGCGAAGCCAAUCCAUCACUGUCAAUACUCUAGAAGCAGCGCCGAGUGAGCCGCCAAGCUCUCUUAAUCUAGAAUCGCUAAGCUCACAAAGUAUUCGUGUUAGUUGGGAGCCACCAGCUCUGAAAAAAAGAAAUGGUAUUCUGCACGGCUAUCGUAUUACUUAUCGAGCCGCCGGGGGUAUAGCUCAGCAUCUUAAUAUUACCGAUAAAGGAUUACGCAGUUAUGUUCUGGUUAAACUGAAGUCAUUGACCUACUAUAACGUUGCAAUACAAGCAUAUAAUUCAAAAGGAAUCUCUCCGAAAACAGUAGAAAAGCAAGUUCGUACCAAAGAAGGAGCUCCUACCAAGGCUCCAACUGAUCUAAGACUCAUUAAUCGUUCCAGCCAAGUACUAACGAUAACAUGGUCACCACCGCAACCUGAGCCUCAAAAUUAUACUCGAAUUAUUACAUAUCUGGUUAUUUACUUCCAGAUAGAUGGAGACAUCCGUGGAGAACUACGCCUUGCUGGUAAUCAAGUAGUAGCAGUUGUAUCUGGGUUACUGCCAUAUAAUAAAUAUCAAUUUAAAGUACUAGCUUUAACAAGUGGAGGUUCUGGCCCGUGGAGUCAACCUAUCACCUUUGAAACUGACGAAGCAGCUCCCAGCCCUCCAAUUUUAAAACUAGUAAAUACCCAUUCUCAGUUUAUUGAAGUGAAAUGGUCUGAACCUAGAGUUAUUCAAGGAAUCUUGCGUAGCUAUAAUAUCUGUUGGUAUUCUUACGCAAAAGAUCAUCAAUGUGUAUCUUUACUGUAUAUCAAUCAGAGGUAUACGAUUGGCAACUUGAAUCCAGAUCAAGUCUACUUUAUUUAUGUCAUCGCAUUUACUGAUGCUGGAAAUAGUGAUAAUAGUAAUAUUGUCGAAGUUCGAACUUUAGCUUUGGCACCACCUAUAAGUGGAGCUCGAAGAGCCCUACAGAUCCAGGAAAUUGUUGGAUUGAUAAUUGGCUCAAUUUUGAUCAUAAUAAUUCAAACAAGAUCAGCACCACUUGCAGAUACCGUUCGUGUUAAUGACUCCGCCAGAGAGGGUAUAAGAACGAUCCCAAAUUAUGAUUAUCAGUCCAUGGCAAGGCCCAGCGAUAGGGCAUGUAUGAGAGAUACGAGUCUUCAUCUGCCGCCCACUUCUGCAUCACCUACCCCAAAUCUUUCCAAUGGUGAUAAGUAUUCAGUUGUAUCACUUAAAACGACGUGUUCAAGCGAUUAUGAUGCUGGCUCUGAAGGAGUUCCCGAGCAGAAUAUUUCUUUGCAUCCACCGGAAAAGAAAUAUUAUAAGCGAACUUACAGGCCAACACUCCAUGAAGUUAAUGAACUCAGUCAGAGUGAUGAAGAAGCAAGUCCCAGCUUGUCUCCUUUCCCAACUACUAGCUAUCCAGAUUUAGUUACAAGAACGACCAUGAAUAAUCGUUACACUGACUGCAGUAGCCGUGGCCACAGUCCAUCCAAUGGAGUUUCUAGACAUUUCUAUGAGUCUAUUCCUCAAUCUUAUUUUUCUCCUCAACAAGAUGAUCAGCAAUCUAUUGGUUACGUAAGUGAUACCCGUUCUACUGUCAAUAAUUGUGGAAGUGAUAACGAAUCUAGAUUUGGUAUGCCUGAAUUAUUAAGUGCAUCUGAUUAUAGUCGUUUUCAUGUCGGUAAUGAGGGUCGACUGCCUGAGAAUACUCGUAUACUAUCACAAAAUGAACUAAGAUCAGCCACUAUUGCAUCAGCGAUCAAACUGUAA
Messenger RNA from Trichoplax adhaerens, 2688 nucleotides. RefSeq lists its product as uncharacterized. NCBI's taxonomy places the organism in Eukaryota, Metazoa, Placozoa, Uniplacotomia, Trichoplacea, Trichoplacidae. The record is from RefSeq and is a predicted model, not a curated record. The coding region runs from base 1 to 2688 and encodes 895 amino acids. Gene Ontology annotation, molecular function: protein binding. The transcript is spliced from 11 exons.